CAUUGGUUGUUAGGGACGCCUGGCUCGUUGCUAACCGGAACGAGACAAACUACUUCCAGGUUAAGAAAGUAAACGCACAUCCACGUGAAUUAUCAGAGAGUAAAAAAGCACUCUGUUCAUUUCAUGUUUCAGACGGAUUCAGAUGAGGAAGUGAUCUUUGUUUCUGAAAAGUCUGCACCUAAAUCCAGUGAGAUUACCAUUGAUCAGGCGAAGCGACUGGCCCUGCAAAGAGAGAUUGAUCAGGAGUCCCAGCCCAAGCAGUCAGCCAAAACGCUGAAAAGCCAGAGGUCUGUUGCUGUGGAGCGGUCAGAAGGAAAAGUGAAAAUGAAGAUGGAGGAUGAGAAGAAUGAGAAUCCUGUAAAGAAAGAGAAGAAACAAAAGACACGACAAGCCUCUCUAGCUAAAAACAAAAACUGCACUGUUGAUGACGGGAGCUUAGCAGAAGUGAAAAAAGAAAAGAAGAAAGGCAAAAGAGUUGAGGCAGUGGUUAACGAAGAGGAGUCUUGGGAUGGAGGUGGUGAACAGGAAAAGAAGAAGAAGAAAAAGAAGAAGGAGAAAGUAAUCACUGACUCUUUAAAUGAUGCCAAUGGUUCUGAUGUCAUGGAUGGAAAUGACGGAGUGGUCAGCAAAAAGAAGACAAAAAAGAAAAAGCUGGCUGAGAAUGAGAAUGGACAGGACUCGGUACAAGAAAACGGUGAGGAAAAGAGUCAGAAGAAGGAUAAAAAAGUACAGAAUAAGGCUUCACAAAUUCAACCAGAAAAUAUAAAAAUAGAGGAAGAGGAGGAGAAUGUGCCAAAGAAGGUAAAGAAAGAAAAAAAUAAGAUGGUAGUUGCGAGCACAGAGGAGACUGAGGAGCACAUUAAAGAAAGGAAAAAGAAGAAAAACAAAACUGCUGAAGAAGUUGAAAUAAAUGUAACGAAAAAGAAAACUAAAGUAGCUGAGAACGGAGUGAAGUUAGAAACACCAGAGGGAGACGUGGAUGAGGUUGAGGAGGUGAAAGUGAAAAAGAAGAAAAAGAAAGAAGUCAAAACCGAACAUAAAGCUGCAACUAAAGAAGAUGAAAGUGAAGUAGAAACACAGGAAAUCAAAGACAACAAAAAGAAGAAAAGAUCAGCAUCAGACAAAGAUAAGCCUGAAGCUGCAAUUAAGGAGGAAAUGGAAGAGAGAGACAAGAGAAAAGACAAAUCCACAAAGAGUGAGGUUAUCAUAGAGGAAGGGAAGUCAAAGAAAAAAGGAAAAAAAGAGAAGAGAAAAAAUGCUGUGGAGGUCAGCGGAGAAGAGGAGACAGAGCCAAAGAAGAAGAAGAAGAAGAGGAAAAAGGCUGACUUAAACGGAGAAGAACCAUUAAUUCUCAAAUGUGAAGAAGUUGAGGAGGAGGGACAGAUCAGUGAAACUCUUGUGACGGCGGCCGGUGACACAAGCAAGAAAAACAAAAGGAAGAAGAGCUCACCUCAGGAGGAAACGCAGGUAGAGGAUGUGUGUUUUGAAACCGGCGCAAAAAAGAAGAAGAAGAAGAAGAUCAAAGAAGAGGUGGAAGACCAACAUGAGUCGCCCCAAGUGGAUGUGGUCUUCCUGUCAGAGAAGACUGGAAACACUGAUGAGACGACCAUCAACCAGGAGAGAAGACAGGCUUUACAAAAGGAGAUUGACAAAGCUUCUCAACCUCAAAAACCAGCUAAACCUUCGGGUUUCGGCCAGUGGAGCACGGCCCAGUUUGAAAGCUCUGAACAGCAGCAGAAGUUCCUCAGGUUGAUGGGCGGCUUCAAAAAGAGUUUCCAGCCGGCUGCGACGAGCACCGGAGGAGCAAAUAUGGCAAUGGGGAAAGAUGGACAGCAGCAGUUACAGCAAAAGCUUUUGGGAGAGUUUGAACGCGCCCAGUCGCGCAGAAUGGACUUCAAUAACAGGGGGGCGGGACUCGGUUUCACUGCACCGUCCAAUAAGAAGUUCGCCAUCGACAUCAAUGCAUGUCGAUCAGUCCGCUUUGACGAUUGAUCAAAGUGUGUGUGGUCAUCUUGAACAGAUGUGUGUGUGUGUAUGGUUUUUAUUUUUUAUGUGUAACGUGUUUUAGCUGCAGAGUUGCGCGCUGUCAUGUUUGCUCAGUUCCACUGAAGAAUCAACCUCUUACAGAUUACUAUGAAGACCUGUAUGUAAAUAAAUAUCAGACAAUGAACACAACACAAAAUGCCCUUUGUACAUACUGUAAAUGAAACAUAUUGUUUAACAGACUGUUAAUGAACCAGACUGUUUUUAUGAGAAUCAGUUUAUCAUAGGAGUUCAUGUGUUAACAUUGUAAUGGCCUGACAGUGUUGUUUUCCUCAUUUCAGUUUUAUUCUGUUAAAGUGUUGCAGACAAAAACAUUUUGAGCGAGUUCAUUGUUUAUAUUCAUUCUCAUGAUGGUAACAAGUGACUACAAGCAUCGUGUGCAGUGUUACAUACCAUGCUGAUUUGACCCGUAUCUCGACUGCACAUUAGAAUAUUUUUCACAAGAGGAAUUAGAGUAAGAGUGUUCAUUAAGGUGUGGAGAGAAAAAAAAAAAAGCUUGCUGCGUCUUUGUGUUUGAGGAGCAAAGUGAGUCUGAUGUUCAGUCACAGCACAGCCAUUGAACCACAGAUUUUUCCUGCCAGUUAAAUAGAUACUUUAAGUGGAGGUGUGUAUGUGUCAAAUACCGAAUAAAAGUUUUAGUUACAAAUCA
Thunnus maccoyii (southern bluefin tuna) is the source of this 2692-nucleotide messenger RNA. It is a transcript of the gene knop1, whose product is annotated as lysine-rich nucleolar protein 1. Bases 124 to 1992 code for a protein of 622 amino acids. The record is from RefSeq and is a predicted model, not a curated record. The transcript is spliced from 7 exons. NCBI's taxonomy places the organism in Eukaryota, Metazoa, Chordata, Actinopteri, Scombriformes, Scombridae.